Molecule: messenger RNA, 2479 nt
Organism: Lontra canadensis (Northern American river otter)
Lineage: Eukaryota; Metazoa; Chordata; Mammalia; Carnivora; Mustelidae
Gene: QTRT2
Product: queuine tRNA-ribosyltransferase accessory subunit 2
Exons: 9
Coding region: 145-1392 (415 amino acids)
Molecular function (GO): tRNA-guanosine(34) queuine transglycosylase activity
Source: RefSeq, a predicted model, not a curated record
UGAUUGGCUCAGCAGCGGAGGCGGUGGUUUAGGGGGCCGAGAAUUCUGUAAGCCGGACACGUGGUAGCGAACUACGAGGAGUUUGAGGGGUCUCAAGGCGAAAACAUAUUGGGAGGUGUGCAGGACCUAGAGAAAUCUCUUAGGAUGAAGCUGAGUCUUACCAAGGUUGUUAAUGGCUGUCGUCUAGGAAAAAUAAAAAACCUGGGCAAAGCAGGGGACCGCACCAUGGACAUUCCAGCCUGCCUUCUGUACACCAAGACCGGCUCUGCCCCACACCUGACCCAUCAGACACUGCAUACUAUCCAUGGGCUUCCUGCCAUGGCUCAGCUUACGCUGUCCUCGUUGGCAGAACACCAUGAAGUCUUGGCAGAAUAUAAGGAAGGAAUUGGAAAGUUUAUAGGCAUGCCAGAAUCGCUCUUGUACUGUUCUCUGCAUGAUCCAGUCAGCCCCUGCCCAGCCGGUUAUGUAACAAACAAGUCUGUGUCCGUGUGGGGUCUUGGGGGACGAGUGGAAAUGAGUGCUUCCAAGUUCAUGGCAAUUCAGCAGGCCCUUCAGCCAGACUGGUUCCAGUGUCUCUCAGAUGGAGAGGCGUCUUGUGAGGAAGCCACUUCCAUAAAAAGAGCCAGAAAGUCUGUUGAUCGAUCGCUUCUAUUCCUGGAUAACUGUCUACGGCUACAGGAAGAGUCAGAGGUCCUUCAGAGAAGUGCCAUCAUUGGAGUGAUUGAAGGUGGAGACGUGAUGGAGGAGAGGCUGAGAUCAGCACGAGAGACGGCCAAGCGGCCCGUAGGCGGCUUCCUUCUGGAUGGCUUUCAAGGGAAUCCAGCAACCCUGGAAACUAGACUGUACUUGCUGUCAUCAGUCACUGCAGAGCUGCCAGAGGACAAACCAAGGCUUAUCUGUGGAGUCAGCCGGCCAGAUGAGGUCCUCGAGUGUAUCGAAAGGGGAGUGGAUUUAUUUGAGAGUUUUUUCCCUUAUCAAGUGACAGAGCGGGGAUGUGCCCUGACUUUCAGCUUUGAUUACCAGCCAAACCCUGAAGAGACAUUAUUACAACAAAAUGGGAUACAGGAAGAAACAAAAUAUGUGGAUCAAACAAAGAAGAUUAAAACAACCAGUUGCAACCAAGAAAUGACAUCAUUUGAAAUUAAUCUGAAGGAAAAAAAGUACCAGGAGGACUUUGAUCCACUUGUGAGAGGGUGUUCCUGUUACUGCUGUAAGAAUCAUACUCGUGCGUACAUCCACCAUCUGCUGGUGACCAACGAGCUGUUGGCUGGGGUCCUGCUCAUGAUGCACAACUUUGAACAUUAUUUUGGAUUUUUCCACUCCAUCCGGGAAGCACUAAAAAGCGACAGACUGGCACAGUUGAAAGAGCUCAUCCGCAGGCAAGCAUCUUGAGACCUGGCACACUCGAGUCUGACUCUGCACACUGAGCCUGUCCUGCUGUUGGAAUGUGGGAAGAAGAGAACAAGAAAUGAACUUGGCUUUAACCGUUUAUAUCGGAGAAUGAGAUCUGCCCAUAAUAAGGAACGUUUGAACCAAACUCUGCCCACUUGAGGCUCAAGAGAUUUCUUCUCAGGACUUAAGUGACCCAGACUGAUCAGAAAGAACUGAACCAUGACCUUUAGUAUUUCAGUGCUGACUCUUUUUUAGCAAAUGGAGAUUCGUUUAGUCAAAGACAAAAGCUUUAGUUGUGAAGGGACAGCCUUGAAGUGGGGUUGAUGAGAUUAUGUGGGUUCGUGAUGUUGGAUCAGAGCUUGAAAAGAUGAUUGGUCACGAGCAGCAUGACUGUUGACUGUAAAAGGAAUCUGGCUGAUUUAAGAGUUUCCUAGUUUUAAUCCUUAUAUUCUCAGGAGCAUCUUGGACACUUCUGCCUUCCCAGCUGCCUCCCUGCUGCAAUCAAUCAGAAAAGGCUCUUGUGAUUUAACUAGGCUCGAGUCUUCAUGGGAUGUGGGGCUCACACAUCACUCCUAGGAUCAUUUGGCCCAGGGCACGUGCUUUCAUUUGACCACAUGAUCUGUGUGUGACUUGUCUCCCGAGAGCCCAUGCAGUUGCCCGUUACGAGCCAAAAGUUUGCCUACAUGCUUUCGUCUGAUCAGACAGAUCCGCUGUGGUCUGCCCUUCAGGCUCAUUAAUAGUCUCGCCACGUAAUAACUGUGGCCCCAUCACUGGGGGAGAUUCACUCACCAUGUGUUCACUUGGAGGGAGCCCUGGCCCAGCAAUUGGAAGACUGGGUUUCAGUUCUGCUCAGCUGUGACACCAGGCAAAUCACUUACCCCCUCCAUGCCUAUUUCCUCCUGAACAAACAGGGACAGGCAGGGGGGUAAGAAUACAUGAACUUCCAAGAUUCUAUCUAGCUGUAAUGUGGGGGGAACAAAAAGUUUUAGAUUAUCUCUGCAGCCUUCUUGUGUCCUGAUCCCUGUUGGCCUGGUGUAAAAAUGGAGUGGUGCUGGGAAUCAGGCAAUAGUAGAGACGUUUGAGAGCC